Nothobranchius furzeri (turquoise killifish) is the source of this 5015-nucleotide messenger RNA. Its product is annotated as E3 ubiquitin-protein ligase DTX4. Lineage: Eukaryota; Metazoa; Chordata; Actinopteri; Cyprinodontiformes; Nothobranchiidae. Gene Ontology annotation, biological process: protein ubiquitination; Notch signaling pathway. Gene Ontology annotation, molecular function: zinc ion binding; ubiquitin protein ligase activity. The record is from RefSeq and is a predicted model, not a curated record. Gene Ontology annotation, cellular component: nucleoplasm.
ACCAGAGCAGCUGGGGAGGAACUGGCUCCGUCCGAGGUUCGGAAACCCCAGCGGAACCGACCGUUACGUUACCGACAAACAGCGCGGAGAAGAAAAACCAGAGGCCGCUACAAGCGGAACGUUUAACGACCAUGCAACCGGAGACGUCCCCGGUCCGUGUGGAAGCGGAACCACGCUAGAACCGGGCCGUUGCACUGUCUGCCGCUUCUCGGCUGUUUUAGCGUCGCGUUACGGUACCACAGCGGAUGUAGCCGAACGAGGCCCGCGGUUCCCUUUGCCUGGUGGCCAAGCGAGGAGCUCGGGUGGUCUUUGUGGAAGGAUGCGUCGCCUCCUCCCGCUGCUAGCUCCUCCGCGGAUCAAUGUAAGGCUCCGAGCCCGGUGUUGUGUUAGCUGCACCGGUACCGCGGUACGGUCUGGUCGGCCUUGUGUUGACUCAUCACGACGUUAAAGAAGCGCACAAAGUCCCGAAGACGAGGGCCACCACUAACAUGCUCCUGGCCUCCGCCGUGGUGGUGUGGGAAUGGCUGAACGAACACGGCCGGUGGCGGCCCUACAGUCCCGCCGUCUCCCACCAGAUAGAGGCGGCCAUCCGGAGCAGCGACCCCCGCGGUGGGAGCGUGGUCCUCGGACAGGUUGACAGCAGGCUCUCGCCCUACAUCAUAGAUCUCCAGUCGAUGCACCAGUUCCGGCAGGACACAGGAACCAUCCGUCCAGUCCGAAGGAGUUUCUAUGAUCCCACCUCAGCUCCGGGUCAGGGCUGGCAGUGGGAGUGGGAAAACGAUGCGGGAACGUGGACGCCGUACGACAUGGAGGUGGCCAUCGCCAUCGAGAGCGCCCAUAGCCGCCAGCAGACCUGCCUGGACCUGACGCCGCUCGGCUUCUGCUACGUGAUCGACUUUAAGAGCAUGACACAGGUGAACCGGCAGAGCCAGAGAUGUCGUAGGAUCCAGCGCCGCGCUGACCUGGCGUACCCGUUAGUGUCCGGUCCACUCCCGCUGCCCAAAGGAGGAGGCGGGGGGCUAACGGGAGCCCUGCUGGGCGUUGGGGUGUCGGGGGCCAGCAUGGGAGUCGGUGCUUCUGUCACCUCUAAUGAAAGCGUACCGAUUCCGGGCCCAGGCCAGCCUUGUUCCUGCCAGCAGUGCAUGCUGGUCCUGAGUGUGAAGAGCAACACGGGAGGAGGAGCAGCCAUCCAGACUCUGGGGAGACGAUCGUUAACCAUGCAGCGACCCAAGACCUCAGCGCUCCCACCCCCCAAACCUCUGAGUCCUUCUAAGUCGUGCACCUUGGGACGAGGACAGCCACAGACCUCCAGCUACUAUCAGACGCUGCCUCAUGGCCUCGCCAUCACCAGAAACGUCUCCUCCCCCAGGAGGAACGACCUGCUCUUCGCCCAGUCCCUAGCGGCCCUCACCGCUGGCGCCUCCUCCAUGGGCAUCUCAGCAUCUUCCACCAGACCGCCACCCCCAUCCCUCCCUCCCCCACAGCCUCCUUCCUCCAACCCUCCCUCCAUUCCUCCCAAACUCUCCUCCUCCACCUCCCCCUCGGCCAAUGAGUCAGUGCCAACAGCCACGUUAAUCACCCCCGCCAGCAACGUGACCACGCCUCCCUCCCCUGUGCCAUCCCCGUCGUCAAUGGUCAUGAAGCCGCAGCGAGCGCCGCCAUCCACAUCAUCAGUGUGCCACGCCCCCUUACCACAGCGAUCGAGCCUAGCUGGGUUGAGCAGGCCGGCGCUGCAGCGGAUCGCCAUGGCGCAGUCCAGAGCGCUCAUUGCAUCAGGCGUUCCGACGGUCCCGGUGAAAAACCUGAAUGGAUCCAGUCCAGUCCACCCCGCGUUGGCUGGAAUCACGGGAAUCCUCAUGAGCGCAGCCGCUCUGCCUGUGUGUCUGACCCGGCCUCCAAAGCUGGUGCUGCACCCUCCGCCCGUCAGCAAGAGCGACAUCAAACCGGUUCCCGGCCUCAGCCACUGCUGCAGGAAAACCACCAAGAAACAGGCUCGGAAAGGUAAAACGCCAGAGGAGGUGGUGAAGAAGUACCUGCAGAAGGUGAAGAGUCCACCUGAGGAGGACUGCACCAUUUGCAUGGAGCCUUUAGGAGGACCUUCAGGAUACAAAGGUCCUGGUGUGGGUCCGGUGUCCAAGGCGGAGUCGGUGGGCCGGUUAGCCCAGUGUGGACACCAGUACCAUUUUCAGUGCCUGGUGGCGAUGUACAACAACGGCAACAAGGACGGCAGUCUUCAGUGUCCCACGUGUAAGACCAUCUACGGCGUGAAGACCGGCAACCAGCCAGCGGGCAAGAUGGAGUACCACAUCAUCCCUCACUCUCUACCGGGUCACCCUGACUGCAAAACUGUCCGGAUCAUUUACAACAUACCGCCAGGGAUUCAGGGACCAGAACAUCCCAACCCAGGGAAGCCCUUCACUGCCAGAGGCUUCCCCAGACACUGCUACCUCCCAGACAGCGAGAAAGGGCGCAAGGUUCUGAGAUUGCUCCUGGUGGCGUGGGACCGCAGGUUGAUCUUCUCUGUUGGGACCUCGAGCACCACAGGAGAGUCUGACACGGUCAUCUGGAAUGAGGUUCAUCACAAGACGGAGUUCGGCUCCAACCUGACGGGCCACGGCUUCCCCGACCCCGGACACCUGGACAAUGUCCUGGAGGAGCUCCGCUCUCAGGGCAUCACAGAGGAGGACGCACUAGUGGAAAAGUGAAAGAUCUAAAGGAUGAAGCGUGGGAACAGCCCUGAUAAAAGAGGAGGAGUAGGUCCUGGACUGAGAACAACUCUGCCAGCACUUAGAGAGGGGUGGGGGGUGUUAGCAGAGCUAACCACUCAGAGACUGGCUUUGCCUUUCGGUGAGGAGGAGGAGGAGGAGGAGGGUUUUAGCUACUAAACAUGAGUGAGAGAACGAGUCGGUGCAAACAUCCAGGGUGAAAACAAGUUAACAUUACUGAAAGAAGAGAAGAGUUAAAAGAUGGCAGAAAGCAGCUGAAACUGGGAGGAGUGGAAGGAGGAGGGGGAGGAGGAGGGGGAAGAGCAAAGAUGGCGUACGGAGGUAGUUUAGGAUAGCAGUAGAGUAACAUGAACUUGUGGUACUUUUCAGGUACUUGACAGACCGGCUUUGUUUAAAUCACCGUGUGGUAACUGAGCGCCCUCUUGUGGUGUUCUGAAGCGCUGCGGUUCAGCUGCUGGAACCAAUCAGAACGUCACAAAGAGUUUUUGUUUUACUAUAAUCCUCAUGUAACACUCGUGUACCUCUCUGAUUUAAAUGUUUUAAGUGUUUAUUAUUUGAUGAGACCGAACCGGGUCUGAGUUGAGUCUCAUUACUGAGCCACUGUGGGGCCAGGACCGCUUUACCUGAGCUGCACAGGUGUCCGUUCCUUAGCAGGGUUCUCUUCAGGUUGCACAAAGAUUUCAUUUAGUUAAGUUAGUUUUAUUAUUAUUUUUUUUCCUAAAGCCAUCGUUGGGUUAGGGUUAGUCCCAAAGAGAUAACCUGCAUAAGGAGGCAUUUCCACGAGAUUUCACUCAUCAGUGAGUUCAGCUGAUGCUUUAAAGUUUCAAAUCACAACUUUAAAGUUUGUCGUCUGAUGGAAAGAUUCAGAAAAAUACAUGACAAGUUUCGCUUAGUUUAGCUUUACGGCUAGCAGAAAUCAGAGCUAACCAACGCCAGUCAGACAAAUCUGCAUUUUGAGCUUUCUUUUGUUUCUCAUGAAUAAAUGUAGAAGUUUCCAGUUGUCAUUGAAUGCACCAUUCACCACUGAGCCUCCUUAUUCUGAAUUAGUUUUUCUGUCUUUAAUGAAGUAAAACAUUAAAAUGUUUGGAAGAAUUUGCAGUUAAUAAAACAAAGAAUGCAAACAUUAUAGCAGCCUCUGCAAAGGACGAUGGGUACUGUAGUGCUAACAUCUGGCUGCCUUUCUAAGGCAGAUCUGAUUGGUCAUUUCAUCGAUUGGGCCUGACCAAUCAGAACUCGGCUAGAUGGAAAGAAAAGAAGCUGUUUGUAUUUCUGCUCCUUCUUUCUGCCUUGGCGUGACUCUGUUCUGAUUUGGGUCGAGACCGAGACCAGAACCACAACGCCACACCACCAGUGUGUUUUUAAAACCAGUAACGCCCUCCCAGUUCAGGGUUUUAUGUUGGUACUUAUUGGUGGGACUGGAUGGUACUUACUCCAUACUUUCAUCUUUAUUAUGUGUUUAUGACCUGUAGCUACUUAUUUAGCGUUUUUUUUUGGACACCAUUAUAGCGUGAAUUGCCUUUUUCCCGUUUUGUACGAUUACGAUUCCCGUUUUAACUCGUUACAGUUUGUUUACAAAGACAGUAUUACGGAAUACAACGUCUUUUCUUUUAUUGUACAGAAAUGAAGCUGAUUUACAUCUUUUCUUUGGAAAAGGAUUUUCAUGGUAGACUUUUAUCUAAGUGUGACCUGUAAUGCAUAUUUUAACUGAAAGUCAAAACCCUUGUUAUCUUUACUGAUCUGUGAGUUUAAGGACAGUUUUGUGUUCUACAUAUCACCAGUCCUGAUGCUGCUCUGCCCUGAAACUUUACAAUAAUUGUAACGCUGGAAGGUUUCUCGGCAGAUACGUACAGAGAAAUGUUGUUUUUAUUAGCAUUAAAACUGUGUUUAAAACAUAGUAUUAUAUUUUCUCGUGUCAUUGCAGUUGUCUUGCUCUGCGGCUAAGAUGCUGCUCAGUAAUCUAAAAAACUGAUUUUGGUUGAUCUGUUUAGUCAGAUGUACCAGAAGUCUUAAGAUCACGUGGUAUUUUUAAGACUCCAACUAUUUUUUGUCAUGCUGCAUAUGUUUGUCUCGCCAGGGUUUAAAAAGACCUUUUGGGGUCAUGUGAUUUUAUUUUUUCAUCAGUUUCCCAACUGAAGGCACUGUCCUCUCCAGAUACCUGUGGAUUAUCGCGACUCUAGGUGAUCCUUACGGAUGCUGGUUUAGAAGCAUGAAAAGUGUAAAUAUGGCAAAAAUAACUGCUGGAGUAUAAAUGAGUAAUACAAGACAAAAUAAAGGAUGAAUGAUAUUGGA